Molecule: messenger RNA, 2384 nt
Organism: Dimorphilus gyrociliatus
Lineage: Eukaryota; Metazoa; Annelida; Polychaeta; Dinophilidae
Source: the annotation of a GenBank genome assembly
AUAAGGAUACGACGCUGGGCAUGGUAGAAGAUAAUAAUAACAAAAAUUAAGAAAAAUAAGGAUAAAAACCUAUUAUGAUAUGAUAUAUGUUGUAAAGCUAUAUAUAUUGCAAAAACCAGAAUACCUCGGUUAGAAUAAGAUGAAAAGAUAUAUUGUAUCCGUAACUUUUAUUGAAAAACAUUUGAAAAGUUGCUAUUGCUCAGGCUAACAGUAGCCACAAUCUACUAUUUCAAUGGAAAGCUGUUUAUUAAAGUACAUGCAAGAUUAAUUUCUUAAUAAAUUCUUCAUAAAUAUUGGUCAAUUAGUUUCUUAUUUCAAAUAAGAACGAGAAAUAGAAGGCAUCCAGAACUUUUAAAUAUCUUUAAUUAUUUAAUAAUAUUGAGUCUAAUAACAACCGAGAGGGAAAAAGACACCUUUCUUGUCUCUCUCCAUGCCUUUCCUCUUCUCUCUUUAUAACGUCGUUAGGCAGUUAGUAAUUAAUGGUAGGUCUGCAGGAUACACACAAUAUUUGCUUUCUUUUCCUUUUCGAUAUGUGGAUGAGGUGAAAGGGGAAAGGAACAACCUUGAUUAUAUUGAAAAAAUAGUAUGAAAUAAUUUUUUGACGGGUACUUUACAAUCGCGUCUAAUAUCUAAGUACUUAUAUUGGAAUACAGGUAUUAAUAUACUAAAAGCUUUUUGACUUGUUUGUUUUAUUAGUUUGACUGAAUUUGUUAAACAGACAACAGUAUCGACGUAUUCAUUGAACAUUUUAGUACAUAUACCUUUCAAAUAAAUAAUAUCCAUGUACGGUUAAAUAAAAAAUAAAACAACUUUCAGAAGGAAAAGACUAGGAACUGUGAUGUUUUUAUAGAGCAAUACGAAAUAAUAUCCGGUUAGAACAGAAGAGAAGAAUUCACCUGAUGGCGACCACACCAGUUCUCAUCUUUUUCGGCUUCGUAGCGUUAUUCUUUAUUCUACUGGUGAUCUUCUUUCUAUGUUUAAAUAAGAAACUCUGCUUUAAAAAUUGCGGAGGAUUUCCAUGCCUUGAAGAUAGAGCUGCUGAGAAGGAGAGUCUGUUAGAAGCCUCAUUUGGUGAAGAAGCUCGUGGCUCUAGUGGUGAUGAAUCUGACGAAGACGUCCGACAGCGGUUUAUAGAGCUUAAAAGAUCAUCGUCCGUAAGAGCAAGCGGUCAAUCCGUUUUGUGUAAGAAGAGUGCGAACGAUCAAACUAAGGAAGGACAAGACGAACCAGAUCAUCAUUCUAUCCCAAAGUCAAACGAUUCUUCAAAUAAAGACUCAUCAAUUCUGGCAAAGAAAGAUUCAGCAUCAACAAGAUCUUCUAAAGUAGAAUCAAAUGAGUAUGAUAAUUACGGUUACAGUACAGAAAAAGACGUAGAUAUUGAGUCGAAAGUAUCCAGCAACGAGGAGAAUAUGUCCAUUGAAGGAAUCGACCAUGAACUUGGACAAAGUGCUGAUGAAACUAUAGAAGACGAACAUGAACGUCAAAUUAUUUCUAGAUGUGGGCAAAUAAAUGCCACUUUCAUCUUUGAAGAAGAUAAGAAGAGAGUUUCCGUUACUAUUCAUAAUGCUCGAGAUAUUCCAACGAAAGAAAGGGGAGGAGCCAAUAAUACUCAAGUUCGCUUACUCCUCCUACCCGUUAAGAAGGGCAAAUGUAAAACAAAAAUUAAGGAAGGUGAAAAUCCAGAAUUCGAAGAGACGUUCAAUUUUAAAAUGACUGCUGACAAUUUAGCAACACAUGCCAUAAGAGUUAGGUUGUAUGGUUGUGAGAGGAUGAGGAGAGAACGAAUGAUUGGUGAAAGUGCAAUUGGUUUAGGUCAUCUCAAGGAAGUUAAAAAUAACUCGAAGACACAAACGAUAACACUGGAACCAAGAAUGAAUAUAAACACUGAAGACGGCUAUGAUGUCGGUUCAUUGUCAUUAAGCGAUAGUGCAUCCUCAACUCAAUCGCUUCAACAUGGUGGAAUGCCUGAACUUCUUUUAGGAUUAGCUUAUAAUGAAACGACUGGCAGAUUGAGUGUUGAAGCCGUUAAAGGAUCAAAUUUUAGAAAUCUUGCAAGCCAUCGACCUCCAGAUACUUAUGUUAAAUUUUCCCUGAUGUCGCCUACGGGCCGAGAAAUGUCACGCUCCAAAACUACUGUUAGACGAGGCCAACCGAAUCCUUUAUUCAAAGAAACUUUCAUGUUCCAAGUUCCACUUUUUCAACUUCAGGAAGUAACGUUAAUGGUUUCCGUGUAUAAUAAAAGGACAAUGAAAAGGAAGGACAUGAUCGGCUGGUUUAGUUUAGGUUUAAACAAUUUAGGGGAAGAAGAACUUUCCCACUGGAAUGAUAUGGGAGAGUCAAAAGGAGAACAAGUUUGCAGAUGGCACGUACUAUCUCAAACCUAA